Molecule: messenger RNA, 1078 nt
Organism: Guyanagaster necrorhizus
Lineage: Eukaryota; Fungi; Basidiomycota; Agaricomycetes; Agaricales; Physalacriaceae
Product: Translin
Exons: 7
Coding region: 1-675 (224 amino acids)
Biological process (GO): RNA metabolic process
Molecular function (GO): RNA binding; sequence-specific DNA binding; single-stranded DNA binding
Source: RefSeq, a predicted model, not a curated record
AUGGAUCCUCACGAUUUGGAGAAUCUAAAUACGGCGCUAGACCAUGAAGCCCAACUUCGAGAGAAAAUCAAGGAACAAGUUGUCGAUCUCGACAAGAAAGCGCGUACGAUGGUUGGGAUGCUCAACAAAGUCCAUUCGAUUCCGUAUUCCCAAGUUGCCGGGUUGGUAGAUAGCGUGUAUCUUGUCCUCAGAAGUACCAAUGCCCCACACACUGCUUUAGCGGACCUUGUCCCUCCCAACCAAUUUUGGAGAUGGAAAGACAUGUGGACAAAUUCACUUCGAACCAGCGUUUUUGUAGCCGCUUUCUUGGAAUAUCUAUCCAAGGGAACCUUGAUCUCACUGGCGUCGACAUCCGAAGCCCUUGGAAUCCUUGAUGAAUGGAAAGAUCGUUUCACCCUGCCCAUUGAGGACUAUUUACACGGGCUAAUUACGCUUGUGAACGAGUUGUCGCGAUUGGCUGUCAAUGCAGUCACUUUAGGUAAUUUCCAGGAGCCAGUCAGAAUAUCUAUCUUCGUGAAAGAUAUAUUCGCCGGAUUUACAAUGCUAAAUCUGAAAAACGACCAACUGCGUCGGAGGUUCGACAGUCUAAAAUAUGAUAUGAAGAAGGUUGAAGAAGUCGUUUACGACGUUUCCUUACGGAAGCUGGCGCAACCUCCGGACCCACCGUCUGGUUGAGUUACGAUACUUUUGUUUCAAUCCGUAGUCUGUUCUCCGUUUUCUUUCCCUGGCGCUUGUAGUGGGUCUUUGUUUUAUCUCCUAGUUUCUACCACGACUCUCGGGUGAUCAGGCUUCCCAGUAACAGACUAGUCACUUACUAUACGUGACGCCCGGAAGGUGUGUCGUCUAAGGGGUAAGAUGGUACCCAUUACUCGGACGAGCCAGGGCCCUGAUCAUGGUCAUCUGCACGAUGUACGAGUCGCCAACCAGUCUGAAUGGCAGUCACAGAGACUUCCAUACUUCAUUGAAAAUUUCUUCACGAACCUGAUGAAUUACCACCAAUGAUGCAUCCAUCUUCAUACAUUUUCUGGAAUGUUCAGGGUUUCACUUGGUAAUUUGCAACGGCUCGGGUUCGAACUAG